This is a messenger RNA of Myripristis murdjan (pinecone soldierfish), 8067 nucleotides long. RefSeq names its product coiled-coil serine-rich protein 2a (gene ccser2a). Gene Ontology annotation, biological process: microtubule bundle formation. NCBI's taxonomy places the organism in Eukaryota, Metazoa, Chordata, Actinopteri, Holocentriformes, Holocentridae. The transcript is spliced from 11 exons. The coding region runs from base 257 to 3385 and encodes 1042 amino acids. Gene Ontology annotation, cellular component: microtubule cytoskeleton. The record is from RefSeq and is a predicted model, not a curated record. Gene Ontology annotation, molecular function: microtubule binding.
CUUUGGAAGCGAGUGGAGGAUGUGGGAAUGACGAGCUGUCACGCAAGUCUGUUAAAUGGGAAUUCAGUCCGUCAUGUGUAUGGCCAGCCUAUGGCGAGUUUAAGGUUCUCUUUAGGACACGUUGCCUUUUGCAAGCAAGAGACAGCAAGUGGACUGUGGUGGGCUGGUGGUCCAUCAUUAUGGCUGUAAACAUGGCUUAAGAGCAAAACAAUUCAGCUCUGUGUGAUUCCAAGCUCUCUCUCCAUGCUGGCGUCUAAUGGAAGAAAAGGCACCCAUCAGGUCUGCCAUGGUGUCCAGACUGCCUAAAUUCGGUGGCCGCUCUUCAACUGGUGGCUCUAGCCCCUUGCCCAAUGGUGCCUCUCAGGCCUCUACCCCUACCCAGGAGUGCAAGACCACCCCAGCAGGAACAUGCCCAAAUGGGAUGGUUCACACCUCUCCUUUCUCCUUGAAAUGGAAAAGAGAUGGUGGGAACACACCUACCACACCAGUCAGCCCUGACGAUGGAGAUUGCAAAGACAAGGCUCAGGCCUCACCCCCCUCAUAUGGGAAGGAGGUGAAGAAUGCCUCCCCAGGGACUCCCAGGAUGCGGAGAUCAGGUUCUUCAAUGGUGUCCAUCUCCAGCCCCAAGGCUAUCCCCAAGCAGGCUGCUAAGACUAGUCCCAAAGCAGGUACCAAGCUGGCCCAGAGCCCAAUGAAUGGAGGUCCUAAAUUGGGCAAAAAUGGCUUUAGUUUUCCUGCUCAGCCAGGAUCACUAUCUAGUUCAGAGUCACGGCUCAUGCACCCAAGGGCCAGCUCCGGCUCACCCCGUAGCAGCUCUCAAGACAGCCUUUCCCAGUCCAGCGACAGCCUGAAGACCCUGGCAGUCGACAACAUGGUGCGUUCAAACAGCUUCACCCACUUCAAACAGAUUCCUUCACCAACCAACCAGCCUAUGAUCCGGUCUUUCUCCUUCAACCGGGCUGUGGAACUGGCCAAGCCCUUGGCCAACACUCAGCUUCGGCCGCCUCGGAGCAGCUUCCUCAAACCCCCUCAGCUGAGCAAUGGGAGAGUAGGCUUAGGCCUAGGAGGCUUGGGUGGGAGCCCUGGAGGUCUAGGAGGUCUAGGUGGGCUUCAGUACAGUAGAACAUCCCUAGCUGCCACCUCCCUGUCCUCCGCCUCCACUACACCGACACCAUCCACCCCAAGUGCUCUGAGGAAGCCCCUGCUCCCCAGCUGUGUGCUGGGCAAACCAUCGGGCAGCAAUGGUGGGUCUCUCGGUUACAGGCUAGCCCGAUCUGGGCAGGCCAAGCAGCAGAAGCCCCUUUUCACAGGUCGAGUGAAGGGAGAUGUCAGACCCUCAACUGCACCUGAAUGUAGAGGGAUACGAGGGUUAACAGUAGACAUGGAGCCUACAGGAGAGACUGAGAAAACAGAUUCCCGCAGUGACAGUGACGGAAGCUCUGGGGGAGGAGGAGAAGGAGGUGGGGGCCUGCUUCGGGAGAGCUCCGGUCAGGUAGUGGGGGAGGCCCUGGAGGACAUGUCCUUGUCCUCUGCCUCCUCUCUGGACAGGGGGGACACCAGUGAGGAUUGUCUUGAUGAAUUUGACAACUUGGGAGAUGCACUUAGCGAUGGGGACUUGACUGACAACAUGAAGAGUGGCAGUGACACCCAGAACCGCCUACGCAGCUUUCUUAGUGAAACUAUGGACUGGGCCAGCAUGGGCCUGCCAGGUUGUAAAGAGCCGAUACCUGUGCAGGAGUCUCUGGAGCCUCAGGUGUUGUCCUCAGAAGGAGGUGACCUCCUUCAGGGUUCAUCUCUUGAGAUGUCCCCCUCCAACAGCUCUGGUGGAACCUACAUGUGGGAUGAGGAGGGGCUGGAGCCCCUGGGGGGGCCUGGGACGCAUCCCUGUGACAGCUAUGAUGACUCAGAGCUCAACAGCAUGGACAUCCUGAAUAACCUGGACCCUCUGGGGACAGGGGAGCUGGACGAUGAUGACCUCAUGCUGGAUGUGGACCUACCAGAAGAUGGCUUGCUUGACGCUGACAGGAUGGCCCACAUUGAGCGCUCAGAGAGGGCUGGUCGGCAAGGCCACUGGCGGCGAAAGCAGCACCGCUGGAAUGGACCAGACCACCUCCACAAUGACAGCAGGGCUCCUGUCUUCCAGCACUACGAUGGUUUUGGCGCUCCUGGGUCCUUUAGGAUCUCCUCUCGGCCUGUCCCCUCUGCAGGGAGGCAGGAUGGCCACAUGCUGGAUGACCUCACCCUCAAACACAUGGCCCAGGACUGCAGCUCCCUCAAGAACCAGCUGCUCAGGCUCAGAACUUUACUACAGCUUGAGGAUCCAGGCUCUCCGGCAGAUGUUGUAGAGGAAAGUGAAGACAGCACCACUGCAUUACAGUUGGAGGAGUUAAUGAAGGAGGUGCGAGUGCUCAGAGAGGAGCUGAGCAGUCGAGACAAGACCAUUGCUCAGCUCACGUUGCAGUGUCAACAGCUACAACAACAGCAGCGGGAACAAACGCCCACCCCAGGGCGACAGGGCAGAUGUCACUGCAACCACCAGAGGGCUUCCUCUUCACUACGACAGAGCGACAGACGGACUCACCAAUAUGACAAGGCCACCCAGACACACUGGCGAACACCCAACUAUGCCCCUCAAAUACUACAGCCUUUCAACCACUGCCUCAACGAGCACCUCCGGCAGGAAAGACUAGUAAAAACUCCCCCCACAGAGGGCCGCAAUGAGCCCACAAGGAGGAGCAACAGAGAGGGAAGAGCCCAUAAAUAUGCUGACCCCCCUCCGGAAGACCUAACGGCAGAUGGGACUGGCCCAGCAGGCCCCCUGGCUCCAGACCCAGAUGAGCUGAAUUGUGUGCUCAGCACACACCUCCAUCGGCUGGGGUCUGGAGCUCCACAGGGGGGCACUGCCAGGGAUCGCCCAGCUUCAGCAGCUCAGUCUGUGGCAGAGCUGGAGUCGAGAGCCCCCACUGUGAUGCUGCAGGACUGUGGUGCUCCGGCACCUGCUGGAUCUACAUGCCCUCGCAUGCUGCAGCCUCCCCGCUUACACAAGCGCAUGUCUGUCCCAGCACUUAAACCAGGCGGCACCAGUAGCUCUGCCCCUCUCAAGUCGGGGGGUUCCUUAGGGCUUCUGGCAAACCUCCGGACUAAGCAGCUGCCCCCUCCAACCAGAGGCCUUCCCUGCUUUAACGUUGGACCUCAGGCUCAGGUUCCAAGUUCAGGCCACACUUCACUGCUUCAGCCCCGCACGCUGUCGGGGCCUCGGAGGGACCCACAGCGCAGCAAAACCACAACCACCAACCCCAGCCCAGAGGAGCUUAGAGACCCUGGGGCAGCCAGGACUCUGAUGCCUUCAAUCCGCUCAUGCCUCCCCAAGCCAAAGAACCCCUGAGGAGCUGAAUCUCAUCAAAACCUGAGACUGGAAUCUCUGUGACAUUUUGAUAUCUAUCCUGUUGUAGCCCUAGCCAUAAUAUGUGUGUGUUCAUACUCAUUGUGUGUGCACAGGAACAUACUCUGAAAUCAGGAUCCCGCUUGUUGACAUUUCAGGGACUGCCUGUGUCAAUGACAUUGGUGGUAUGACUGCUAUAUUCCUUCUAAAGUAGAGUCUCACCUCCAGCCUAACUACUCAUAAUACAGUAUAUAGCAUGACAUUGUCUUAAAAUCAGUCCUCAGUGGUAUAUUACUCUACACUAUCUAAAAAAUGGCUUUUACAGAUUAUACUCAAUAUGUACAUCCUACCAACUGAGGGAGGAUUUCUGAUGGAGAAGUACAGUUGAUAAAUGUUCACUUCACUUGCUUUGCACAUUAUCGUUGCUGACACAACACAUAGGGCAUUUUUUGUUUGUUGUUUUAUUUAUUUAUUUUUUUUUUGAGUUCCCAGAGGGUACUACCACAUUUUUAAAUUGUAGAGGUCAGGUUCACGUGUCCUCAAGUGGCUGUGCCCUCUGACACACAGCUGCAUAUGCUUUUAAACACAAAGGUGACAUGGACGAGACCUUUGCUGUGUAAUAGAAUGCCCAAGGGAUGAUGGAAACAGAAAAGAAAAAGCAGUGGAAAAAAGAAUGAAAAUAACAGUAGAGGUGGAAUGGGAACUAGCCACUGAAAAGCAAAGAUUGUGAAAGAUUUCUAGAGUUAUCCCUUUCAGAGAGAAAAUGUUUUUCUUAAAAUGUGUGUGUGUGUGUGCACACACGCAUCUGUGUGUAUGUGCAUGAAGGAGAUGAAGAGAGAGAUGAGAGAGACAUUGAGGUGAGGAGAAAAGAGAAAAGCUGCCUUUCAACUGUUCCCUCUUGUGUGGGUUAUUUUACCCCAACUCCCCCAUGCAAGCAGCUACCUGUUUCAGGUUCAGUGCAACCCGAGUAAACCUCUGAACCCAGCAUAUAUAUUAGCAGAGGAGACCACAGGCCCUCUGUGUACACUCAACAGGCUUGCCUCAGUGGAAGAUGUAAAGAUUACUGAAUUGGAAUGAAGUGAAGUUUAGUGGGUACCAUGCUGGCGGUGGAGAUACAGGUAGAAAAUAUGGUGGAUCAGCAAGGAAUUACAUUUUAUGACAUCGAGAAAGAGCAGCAUGGAAAAAGCAACCAUGAACUCAGGUGUGCUCAGGUACAUGUAGGCUAGGUGCAUGCUCAAAUCCACAGAAAGAAACGCCAAAGUGCAAAGUGUCCAUCUUGUAAGCCAUUUAAUGCUUUGCUGAGUCUUCAAAUCAUGCUCUUCUUAACUUGUGAAAAAAAAAAUCUGCCAGUGGUGUGAGUAAAAUGUCGUUCUUGAAACAAGCCAAAAUGAAGUGGAAACAUGAACUUCAUUCCACUGAAAGAUUUUUUUGAACAUGUUUUAAGAAAAUUGAAACCCUUAGGACUCCAGGGUAAGACUUGUUAAAAUGGACAAUUUAUGCCGUGUACACACAAAGUUUCUUGAAACCGUUCGCUCUGUGACACCAACCUCAGCUUGCAGGGCUUCAUUAGAGGUGUUGAAGCUGGAACUGGCUGCAUAUGUGUGUGUGCGCGUGCAUGUGCGUUUCGAGUUUCAGUGUGUUAUGUCUGCAAGUUGCUCUCUUUUCCUCUCCUCCUCUCUCUCUUUUAGCACAUCUCUCCGGGGACAUCAAAGGCAUUAGUAAGAUAUGUUCAGGUAGGAAGCCUUUAGGGCUUUGGCAGUAUUUCUGUGGGAUUUUUUAUUUUUUUAUUUUUUUAUUUUUUUUGGAGGAUUGUGUUUAUCUAUCCUUUGCGGAGUACUUUUGCAGUCCAACGUUGCCCAGAAUGUCCCCACACAGGGAGCAGUAGCGUGUUAAAAAGGCCUUCUGACAGCAACUCUGCUCUCUUCUCCGUCAUGCCGCAUGACCGUUUGGUGUACGCCUCUGGCACUGUCCGGUCUACUGCCUCCAAUAAUGCACCGUACAUGGACAGACAGCGAGAGAGACCGAGAGAGACACACACACAGACACACACAGAGUUGUGAACAAACUACCACGACACACAUAACUCGCAGAGACAUACAUAACUCGCAGGGAACGCAUGCACACAGAAACACUCAAACACUCUCACAUAUGGACACUUGCACACAAACAGUUCAGAAGUUUGCACUGAAGUGUAUGUGCAUGUGUGUGUGUGUGUGUGUGUGUUUGUGCUGCAUUAUGUUGUGAGUUUGCCAUAGCUAUCACAAAAUAUGGCAGAGCUGGCUACCACAGUGUAACACUGAGCUGUCUGUCCUCCUGUAGCCAAGCAAGAUGGCCGCUUCUAGAUUACCCUGGAAGGGCAUGGACACUGUGUGAAUGUGUGUGUUUGAGUGUGUGUGAGUGUUUGGAUGUGGAUGUAUGCGGCUGAUACAACAUGUUUACCUGUUCCAUGGGUAGACGUGCCAAGCCAACCAAGCAGGCAUCACCGCUUUGUGUAGCCAAGGAAAACCAUUUUUUCUAAUGAGAGGGGAAAGGGGGACAGAAAGAUCUAUGGAGUGAAUGGGAAGAGGAGAAAGAUGCACAGUGAGAGAUAAUGGGAAGGGGCAGGAAGAGGGAGCAGAAAGGAGAGAUGUAGUGAUGAAAAGGUCCAGACACCAAGGUAAUUGAGAUAGGCCGUGUUCUGUUGUGCUGCGUCUGAAUGUUUGUGUAUUAAAUAUUGUUAAAGUGUGUGUGUGUGUGUGUGUGUGUGUGUGUGUGUGUGUGUGUGUGUGUGUGUGUAAAAGACAGGAGAGGGUGGCAGAAGACAGAAUACACAGCAUGUUUGUUUGUGUGCGCUGUGGUCCAGAGAAUAGCCCAAUCCCCUCAGCUGUGUCACUCACUGCUUAGUAAUGCCAAACAGGAAAUCAAUGUAGCCUGCUGCGUGUUUGACUGUGUGUGUGUGUGUGUGUGUGUGUGUGUGUGUGUGUGUGUGUGUGUGUUUCUCCAGACACCUCUGGCUGCCAGCGUUUCUUGGAGGUGUGUGUGUGUGCAUGUGUGUGUGUGAGACAGAGAGAGAGAGAGAGAGAGAGAGAGAGAGAGAGAGAGAGAGAGAGAGAGAGAGAGAGGUGCCUACCCACAGGCCAAAGGCAAAUUCAUGCCAGGGAGAGCGGGGCAAUGCCAUCCUCUUCCCCCUCUGCUGUAUUCUCUAUCUCCAAAUCAAUGCCUGCGCUCAGUUUAGCAGUGAGGCCAAUCAGUAUUGCUACCUAUAACAAAAACGACAACUCGGCUGAAAAGUUCACCGCGGCAACUUGGAUCAAUUGUAAUGCAGAAAUUUGACUCAAUUUAUUUAGUAAUGAGGCUAAGAACACCGCUGCGUUUCACUGCACAACCAGGAAAAAGUUGCUACAGGGGUUUAGUUUUUCUACAUCCUUAACAUGAAUGGCACAGAACCGCACUGCGGUGCCCAGUCCACAUUAUCUAAAAAUGAAAAUGGGUUUGUUGCAGAAUCAUUUUACUGCAAAAGAAAUGAAGAUGAGGAUGAACUGUGACAGGAUAUUCUGCCCCGUUUUGUUGUAUCUUUAUAUUUUAGAAUUUCUCUUCCACUUAAUAGAAUAAUCGCCCAUGUUAGCAACAAAGAUGGUACAGUCUGUUGGUGUGUUUUUACCACUCAGAAAUUACCACUAAUGUCAAAUCCACUGUAAAUCAGUCUCAUAAUUCUUUUCAGUUCUGUCUUAGCUGAAUUUCCGCCUUUCUGAAUGGUAUUGCAGUGUUUAAGAUACUAGCUGAGGAAACACAUAGUGUAGCUGUCUGUAUUGUCUUCCCAUAACAUGUAAGGUUAUUGUAUUUAUCACUCCAUCAUUUACAAUGCCAACUGUUUUCAGGUGUUAUGAACUGUCUCAGUCUACUGUGCAAUAUUAUUUGAAGCAAAAAGGAUGAAGGAAGGCUGAAGGCUACACUGUAUUUUUAGUGUCUAUUAUGCAAAUAAAAGAAAGCAAAUGCUUUGUAAAUUCUAAUCUAUUGGUGAUGCACUUUAAACAACAAUAGCUGUUGAUGCUGAAUGAACACUAAACUGGAUCUAGAGGCUAGUAAGGGGUUGUUUGAUUUGAUAAGAUUUUUUCCUCCCUGUGUUUCCCUUUGUUUGCAGUGUGCAUCGUAUUUUUUCCAGAGGCCAUGUGAGACAGCAGUGAAGGCUGCACCAAAAUCUGACAAGUUUGUUUUGGCUCAUCUACCUUUCAAACAGAGCAGUGUCAACUUGGUCAAAUGGUGAAAUCAAAUCUAGUCGGGAAUAGCAGCCAUAUUGUGUCAACAUGACUCCAUGUUGUUGCCUCCCUUCAUUUGUUAUAAUAAAACAGAGAUAGUGAUGGUCGGGCUGGGUUGGUGUAUGGUAAUGCCUCCAUUGGUCCAGACACAUCUAAAAUGUUUAACAUCAGGACAAUUUCAAUAUGUUAAACACUGAGGCAAGGCGCGAUGCUGUGGCCGUGGUUCAGUAAUGAGCCACAGAUGAAGGCUUGGCUCAGGCGGUGUGAGGAACUGCCUUGCCAGUCGAUGUUACCCAUUGAUCUGGAUUGUAGACACCCCAUCAACACUCAGACACACACAAAGCUGCUGAUCUCAGUUCACGAUACGAGGAAAAACAUGGGUUCAUUUUCCUUGUUGUCAAUGUCUGUUGGUUGUGUUUCUGUGCAAAUAAAACAUGGUUGUGAAAAAAA